This is a messenger RNA of Lentinula edodes (shiitake mushroom), 939 nucleotides long. RefSeq lists its product as uncharacterized. The record is from RefSeq and is a predicted model, not a curated record. The coding region runs from base 1 to 939 and encodes 312 amino acids. NCBI's taxonomy places the organism in Eukaryota, Fungi, Basidiomycota, Agaricomycetes, Agaricales, Omphalotaceae. The transcript is spliced from 4 exons.
AUGACAACAGGGUCCCCUCCUCAACCUGUACGUAUCGGUUUACGUGACGACGGACCAUCUCCCGUCAUUCCGCCUUUCUUCGAUUCGCCUCCGAGUACUCGUGGUUCUAAACUAGCGCACCGGAGCAACACGGUCGGUAUCACUACGCCAUAUACUUCAGCCGCGGAUGCGGCUAAGCUAGUCCCUAAGCUACCAGCAAGAAGCAAGACGGAGCGGGGUUCGAAGGCAUUACAUGCAAGUGCACAACAGCAUUAUGCUACUCCGAGUAUUGCUAGUAGUAGCGAUGAAACAGGGAAAAGGAAAGUCAGAAUAUGUAUGAAGUGUGACAAGAGGAUUGAUGACGGAAGGUGGAUUUCGAUUGAAAACCCUGGCGAGAGGAAGCGGAGGAGUGUACUUUGUGAGAGCUGCUGGAAGAACAUGUAUCUGCCUAAGUGUCGUCGAUGUAAUCUUCCAAUCGAGAAACAAGCUGUGUCAUCUUCAGACGGGCAGCUCAAAGGCAAAUAUCACAAAGAUUGCUUCAAUUGUUUCACUUGCAAUAAACCCUUCCCAGAUAAGGUCUUCUACGUUUACGACGGCCGUCCUCUCUGUAAAUACCACUACCACGAGGCCAACGAAUCGCUCUGUGCGGCAGCAAUAUGCGGUCAACCUAUCGAGGGACCCUGUGCCGUUUCGCAUACGGGUGAUAAGUAUCAUCCAGAGCAUUUGACGUGCGAGUGGGGCGGACUGCCGAAGUGUGAUGUGAAACUUAACGAAGAAUAUUGGGAGCUCGAUGGGAAGAUGCUCUGCGAAAGGCAUGCAAAGAGUGGUGCUGGUAAGAGUGACGGGAACGGCAAUUGGGGAGAUGAGAAGCGAUUUGAAAGGGAAGAGGGAAGAGCGAGCGGGGCUAGGAAGAGGAUGACAAGGUUCGUAGAUUUAGGGGCGUUGGGUGAUCUUAGAUGA